Molecule: messenger RNA, 8997 nt
Organism: Hydractinia symbiolongicarpus
Lineage: Eukaryota; Metazoa; Cnidaria; Hydrozoa; Anthoathecata; Hydractiniidae
Product: protein eyes shut homolog
Exons: 17
Coding region: 136-8436 (2766 amino acids)
Molecular function (GO): calcium ion binding
Source: RefSeq, a predicted model, not a curated record
UUUAUUGAAUUUGUUUUAUGUUUUUUUAUAAUACUACUUUUAUAUGUUUAGCCAGAAAUAAAACAACAAAAUAUUUAUAUAGAAUAAAAUCUUGUCUGUAGAGAAGGUGUUUCUUGGCCUAAUCUCUAGUCAUGCAUGAUGAUGAUAUUGACAAGGAUUCUACUUUGUUUACUUGUUACUACAAAAUGUUGUUUUACACAGCGUGGCGAUGGAUGUUCUACCUGUCUCACACAAUCAAAGUGCAUUGAUACUAUUCCUGCAACUUCAGUUAACCAAACUUUAGGUAUUGAAGCCCAACACUUAUGUUAUCAGAACAACACAUGUUUUGGUGUAAAUGACACAUCAAAAGUUCCUGUGCAACAAUACCCUUUACAAAUCUUUAAAGGACAACAAAUAAUUUUUAAUGUAGGUACUUUACUGCAAAGUAAUUUUACGUUAAAGAUAUUGAGCAGUGCUUCGUACAAUCAUUUUACAUCAUGUAAUAUUUCUAAAGCAAGACAAAUAUCUUAUUCUCGACAGAAUAACUCCCUAAUAUCUUUAGAAGCUUUGGAACCAGGGAUCUAUUACUUGUUGUUUAGUAGCAGUCAUGUUUUGUAUUCCUGUGUAUUUGGCUAUCGAAUUCAAGUUAUUGUAUAUGAUAAUAUCUGUUUUAUUAGUAAUGGCACCAUGUGCUCAUCACAUGGAAAGUGUUUAUUAAAUCAAACAGCAAGGACAUAUCAGUGUAACUGUUGCCCUGGCUAUCAUGGAAAAUAUUGCGAAAUAUUUAAUAGCUGCUCUACGAAUCCUUGUUUAAACAAUGGAACUUGUGUAGAUGUUAUUAAUGGCACAAGCUUGGCUAUUAUUUGUUCCUGUCAUCCACAGUUUACAGGAGAUCUUUGUCAGUCUUGCAUACCAGGCUUUAUAGGAGAACGUUGUAACAAAGACAUAGAUGAAUGUAAUGUUACUCAAAGGAUCUGUAAUUAUGGUGUGUGCAAUAACACGUAUGGCGGCUUUCAUUGUCACUGUCCUGUUAAUGUGACAGGGAGACUAUGUGACAUUGAUUUAUAUGACAACUGUCAAUCCAACCCUUGUAGCAGAAAUGCAACAUGUGUAGAUGAGUAUGGGAGUUUUCGCUGUGUGUGUCAAGCCGGUUUUACAGGUCAAAAUUGUGAUGUCAACAUCAACGAAUGUGUUAAUAAUACUUGUGCUGUAGAAGGAACUGCUCAAUGUGUAGACUUGAUUGGCAAGUAUUUGUGUCAAUGUAUCCCAGGUUAUACUGGGACACAUUGUGAAACAGAUAUAAAUGAAUGUGAUUCAGACCCAUGCCAAAAUGGUGGCCUGUGCUUGAACCAAAUCAACAAGUAUACAUGCGCUUGUCAACCAGGUUAUGAUGGCACCAACUGUCAAAAUAUUGCCAAUAAAUGCAAAGUACUAAAACCAUGUGAAAAUAAUGGCACAUGCAAUAGAUCUGGACAUAACUUUCACAAUUACACCUGUCAAUGUACUCCAGGGUGGACUGGUCGUAAUUGCUCUACGGAAAUUAAUGACUGCUUGUCCACUCCCUGUUUAAACAAUGCUACCUGUCAUGAUCUGUUUAAUGCUUUUAAAUGUGAUUGUUUAUUGGGUUGGACUGGUAAUCUAUGUGAAAGUAAUAUAGAUAUGUGCAUACUAGCACCGUGUCAAAAUAAUGCUUCAUGUAUUGAUUCUUUAAAUGGACUAGAUUAUAGUUGCGAAUGCUUAGCAGGCUUUACAUCUAAAAACUGCAGUGUAAAUAUCGAUGAUUGUGUCUUUUCAAAUGCUAGCUGUAUUAACGGUCGGUGCAUUGAUUUAGUAAAUGGUUACAUCUGUCAGUGCCAACAAGGUUGGUAUGGAAAGAACUGUGAUACAGAUAAAGAUUUGUGUUCACAAAAUCCUUGUGUUAAUUCAUUGCAUUGUGAAAAUGUUAAUUCAACUUUGGGUUAUCAAUGUUUUUGUAAACCUGGUUUUACUGGACAAAACUGCUUUGACAGAAUAGAUAAUUGUAUCAAUAAUACUUGUCAAAAUGGUGCCACUUGUCACAGUGUCACCGAUUUUUACAACUGCACUUGUGCCCCAGGCUUUGAAGGCCAAUUUUGUCAACAUGAAAAAAAUGAAUGUAUCUCAAACCCAUGCCAAAAUAAUGGAACAUGUAAGGACUUUAUCAAUCAAUAUUUCUGUAAUUGCAAGCCUGGAUUCAGUGGAUUAAACUGUGAAGUUAAUAUUGAUGAGUGUUUGUCCUUACCGUGUCAAAAUAAUGGGACCUGUAUUGAUAGAGUUAAUGACUUUGCCUGCAAUUGUUUGCGUGGUUUCACAACAAAAGAUUGCAGCCUUCAUGUCUGUAAUGUAUUGAACACUUGUAAAAACAAUGCAACUUGUGUUCAAACUUCUGAUGGUUUCCAUUGCCUUUGCCCACAAUAUUUUACUGGUAGUAAAUGCGAAAAUUCUAUCAAUGAAUGUUUAUCAACUCCAUGCAAAAACAAUGGUUCGUGUAUUGAUUUAUAUAAUGGUUAUCGUUGCAAUUGUGUGUUUCCGUUUUCUGGUAGACAUUGUGAGAAGCAUUUGUGUGAUUGUAAUAUAUGCCAAAAUAAUGCCACUUGUAUCCCAUCGCAGGAUAACUACAAAUGCCAAUGUGUGCCAGGUUUUACUGGACGAACUUGUGAAAAUGACAUAAAUGAAUGUCAAUCACAUUUGUGCAAUGUGAAUGGAACUUUACGUUGCACUGAUUUAGUAAACAACUAUGUUUGUGUAUGUAACCAUGGUUACACAGGAAAAUUUUGUCAGACACACUUGUGUGACUUGAGCAACAUUUGUGGAAAUGGUUCAUGUAUAAAAACAAAAAAUGGAUAUGAUUGUUUUUGCAAUGCAGGUUUUAAUGGAUCUAAUUGCGAAAACGACAUUAAUGAGUGUUUGAACGUCAGCUGUGGUGAAGGGACUUGUAUUGACACAGUGAAUAACUACACUUGUUUGUGUCCAACCUCCACAUCAGGGAGGAAUUGUGAAAUUAAUUUGGAUUUUUGUUCUAGUUCACCCUGCCUACACAACUCAACUUGUGCCAAUGUUUUAUCAAAUGCAAGUUAUACAUGCACUUGUCAACACCCAUUUGUAGGAUCACAUUGUCAGGAUCACAUAUGUAAUAUUUCACACCCAUGUAACAAUGGUACUUGUAAUAUCAGUCAUAAUGAUUUUACAUGUAACUGUUUUCCAGGUUUUACAGGAAAAUUUUGCAAUGAGAGUAUUGACAACUGCCUUGAUAACCCAUGUUUCAAUGGCGGUGUAUGUUUGAAUGCUGUUAAUAAUUUUACUUGCGAAUGCCCUACGAAUUCAACUGGCUCACGUUGUGAAUCAAUACUUACUUUCUGUAAUUCUUCUGUGUGUCUUAACAAUGGUAGCUGUGUUAGCAAUUAUACGGAAAGAAGUUACGAAUGCACCUGUUGGCCUGCUUUCACUGGUUCUGAAUGUCAAUUUCAUGAAUGUGACAUAGCUAAUCCUUGCAAGAAUAAUGCAACAUGUUUACGUAAUCCAUUAGCAGCGAAGUGUCAAUGUCGUCCAGGCUUUACUUCUGAUGAUUGUUCUAUCGAAAUUAAUGAAUGUGAAUCUUUUCCUUGCCUUAAUAAUGGAAUAUGCACAGAUUUAGUGAAUGGAUACAACUGCCAGUGUUUAAGAAACUUUACUGGAGAUAAUUGUGAAACCUUCUUAAAUUAUUGUAAUUCCAGCUCAUGCUUAAAUGGAGGUACAUGUCAUGCUGAUCAUACAAACAAAACAUUUUCUUGUGUCUGUUCUCCUAAUCAUACUGGCAAAAGAUGUGAAGUUAGUCUCAUGGGACCAUGCAAGACUCAACCUUGUGGUGUCAAUGGAGUGUGUAGUGAAGUAUCUAGUAAUAGUUACAACUGCACCUGCCUUUUUGGAUUUCAUGGCCUACAUUGUGAGAAUUUUAACUGUCCUUGUGUUGGUGGAAGAUGUCUUCGUUAUUAUUCAAGUGAACAGUACAGAUGUGUAUGUAAAACAGGCUUUACAGGAAGAUACUGUGAAACAUUUAAUGGAGAUUGUCGCAACACUACUAACCCAUCCUUAAAAUGUGUUGAUUUCAGUUUUUGCCAGAAAACUGACUAUGGUUUCGCUUGCAUUUGUCCACCGCACCUACAAGGUAAACAAUGUGAAACAGCUGGUGGUUGUAGAAAUACGACAUGCAAGAAUAGUGCAAAUUGUACUGGAGAUAAAGACUAUAAGUGCAAUUGUGCUGCUGGGUUUACUGGAAAAUUUUGCGAGUUUGAUAUCAAUGAAUGCAUUUCAUCUCCGUGUUUUAAUAACGGGUCCUGUGCAGAGGAUGGCCUUCAGUCUAGUAGAUGUUAUUGUCCUGCUGGUAUAAUGGGAGCUAAUUGCCAAUAUAAGAUGAACACCAGUACUACAUUGUCAACUUUAUUAUCCAAAGCAUCUACAGAGAUGUCGACAAUAUACUCUUCACCAACUUUCAAAACAGUUACAUUUAAUUCAAAUUCAAACACUGUACUCACACCAACUCGUUAUUCUAAACAAUACAGUAGUACACCAUUUUCAUCACAUUUAGUAAUAUCGAAUGUUUUGUCUCAACCUACAAGCAAGCUUGCAUAUACAACAGUAAAGAAUUAUACUAUUUCUCCCAGUGCAACCAAAUUUUAUUACAGUACGUUGACCACUUAUCCUGAUUCAAUUAGUAGUUCUACUAAAUAUGGCUUAGAUACAGCGUCAGUUGUUUCAAAAAAAUUGCUUGCAACGUCAAGUAAAACUGCAAGUUUAUUUAAAAAAUCUCAUUUUACUUCCAUUUCAACUGGUGCAUCAACAGUUGAAGUAACAGAAUAUGUAUCAAGCGCACAAAAAAACUUUUCCGUUGAGAAAACUAUCACAGUCUUGAGUAAUUCCAUAACAAAGUCAAUUAAAACUGUUUUAUCAUGUCCAAUUAGGAGUACUGUGAAUUUAUCCAGUAGAUUGGUUAUGUCAAAUUUUUCUUCACAGUUUUCCAAUACUAAAGAUACUUCAAAUCUUUUUUCACUUCAACCUUCAUCAACAGUUGUGUCCACUGCAGCAAUGCCAGUGAAAUCUACUUUCGCAUCAACACCAUCCAUCAGAAGCACAACAUUGAUCUUCAAUAGUACAAGUCAAACCAGCACCAAGGUUAAUACUCACUCAACAUUAAAUAUACAAGAAUCUUUUACACUAAAUACCAGUUUAACUACAUCACAGUCGCCGAGAGCUACUGCCAGCUAUUUUUCAAAUGUUAGCACAAUAUCAAAUUUUGUUAUAUCAACUUUUCCACGCACAACGACGGUGUUGUUAUCAACUAAUCAUCAAAUAGUGUCAUCUUAUACCAAUCGCAUAUUAGAAACUAGACUUUCGUCAAUUGCUUAUGUAACUACCUCAAGAAGUUAUCAUACAACGAUUGCUUACAAUAGCACUACAACUCCAACGACUUUGCCUACUGUUGUAACAACCUCGCAAAGACCAUUUUUAAACCUAACAUGCAGUGACCAACCUUGUAAUGGUUUUCUUUGUGUUAAUGAAACAGAUAAUGGACUUCCAUUUCGUUGCAUUUGUCCUUUUCCAGCUGUUGGACCAAGAUGUGUAUUAGGUUCUACUUUACACUUUGCUCGAUUUAAUGGUCAUUCAUUCAUUGAGCUACCAAAGAUGAAUUUAAACCAAAGCUUGAACACUAUAUCAAUGUCUUUCCAAACAGUGUCAGAGGAUGGUUUAUUGCUUUAUAUGAAUCAUUCACAACAUAAUGACUUCAUAAUGAUCUCUGUCGAAGAUGGUUUUCUUAAGUAUCAGCUUAGUACUGGUGAUGAGAGUGUUAUACUAAAGAGCACCACGAAGGUGAAUACAGGGCAUUCUGUCCUUUUGACUGCAAGUUAUAAUAGCUUGACUGGUGUUGGAACUUUAUCACUCAUCGGUAAAGAGCAAAUCAGUAAAACGCUCCAAUCCAGUCUUCGCGACAUAGACAUAACUUCGAAUUGGCAUGUAGGUGGAAUCCGCACUGGUAUUUUGUCAGUUAAAAAUUUUACUGGAUGUAUCAGAGAUUUUCAAGUAAAUUCAAAACCAUUCUCUUUAACAGACGCAUCUCAAAUCAUUGAUUGGCUCAGUGUUAGUGAAUGUGAAAUAUCAGCCUGUGAGCGUGGAGCAUGCCACAACAACGCCACAUGUAUACAAGAUAUUAACGAUUUAAAUAGCUUUGUAUGUCGUUGUCAACCAGGCUACUUUGGUGAUGAUUGUCGUCAGGUGACUGAUCACUGUGCUGGGGACCCUUGUAAUGGUGGCUUGUGUGUUUGGACAGCGGAUGGAAGACAAUGCUUAUGUCAAUAUGGAAGGCUUGGUUCGACGUGCCUAAUAGAUACCAUCAUAUCUGUUCCACAGUACUCCGUGUUUCAGAAUUACUCUUCAUACACUGAAUACCCGUGGUUACUUACUGGAAAGUUUGCAUAUGAAAGGUUUGAAAUAAGACUGCAGUUUAAAGUUAGUGGUGAUGUACUUCAAGACGGACUCUUGGUAUAUCUUGGUCAAAAUGAAAUCGGAUCGGUGGGUGACGAUUUCUUUGCAGUUGGAAUAAUUAAUAACCAUAUUGCCUUGAUAUUUAAUCUUGGAAAUGGUCACACUAUUCUUAAAAGUAAAGAACCAAUUGAAUUAAAACGCCAAUGGCAUUUCAUUGUUGCUGGCCGGACGAGACAACAUGGCUACCUGUACUUAAACUCGCUUGAGAAAGUCAAAGGGGUGACACCUGGCUUGCUGACUGGGCUUGAUAUAUACACGUCAUUGUACAUAGGUGGUGUCCCUAAUUACAACAGACUGCCACCCAGCCUGUAUGCAUAUUUUAGAACAGGCUUCACUGGUACCAUAUAUGACGUAUCCAUUCGUACAGGCAAUUCGAGCUUUGCUCCUCUGCUGACCCUGACUGAAGAUCAAGCAGCUAGUAGUGUGAUUGGAGUCCCUGUGGUUGGCGGUUUGAAUGUAAACAAUGAUGGAGAGAAUCAGUGUGUGCUCAAACCGUGUGCUAAUAAUGGUACAUGUGUUUCUACAGGCACAAGUUUUACCUGUCGAUGUCAACCUCCCUAUAAAGGAAAUUUAUGUCAUGAUAAAGAGUUGUCAUGCAUUGAUUACAAUCCGUGUCAUCCAGGAUCCACGUGUCGUGCUGAUGGCUUUGAUAUUCAGUGUGAUUGCCAGCUUGGUUGGAAAGGCGUGUUUUGUAAUGAAGAAGUUAACAUCUCAACACCAUAUUUCAAAGAGAAGUCGUUUCUUGCACUUCCACCAGUCAGUGUUCGUUCCACGCUAAAGAUUUCGUUAGAGUUCAAAGCAGACACUAAUAAUGGUUUGUUGUUUUACGUGUCACGCAAUCUGCAGUCAAGUAAAGGAGACUUUUUAGCUGUUAGUUUGUGGAAAGGAUAUAUUUACGUCAGAUUCAACCUCGGUCAUUUCAUAGCUUCCAUGCGAACUCACAAGAAGAUCACUGUUGGUCGUUGGCAUUUAUUCUAUUUUUACCGUGUCAGAAAAGACGCCAUUAUGAAAUUGGACAACAACAGAUACAUAGGUGUCCGCAGUAGAGGCUCCAUGAGCAUGUUGGAUGUCGGUUCACAGUUUUACCUAGGCGGUGUACCGUAUUUAUCGUCACUCAACAUGGCUGCUGUGAAAAGCGUGCAAGCUCAGAGUGAUUUCACUGGCUGUGUGAAAUAUUUAAAAGUAAACAACAAAAUCUAUCCACUGCACACGCCUUCCACCUCGAAUAUGAUUGGUCGAAAUAUCGAGGAUUGUGGAUCCUCUUGCGCAAUGCAUCAUUGUCAAAAUAAAGCCAGUUGCGUUCCUACAAACGAAACUGUGUACGAAUGUAAAUGUGCUUUGGGAAAUGUUGGAAGUAGCUGCGAGCAAGUUGCACCCUCCUUCACGGCGGCUUCGUUCACGUCGACCUCUUAUUGGUUCACACGCUUUGCUGUUUUAAGCUCGUCAUCUACAGGACAUUAUGAUUUGUUAUUUAAAACCCGUCGUGAUGGUGUGAUCUUCUGGCACGGUAAACUGAGAAAAGAAAAAAGCGAUUUUCUAGUUGCUGGUAUUGUAAAUGGAAACGUACAUUUGAGUGUAUCGAUGGGUGGUCAAACAUCAUCAGCCGUGAUUGGCCAAUCAGCGUUUAGUGAUAAUCGAUUUCAUCAGCUACGAAUUAACAGGGUUAAAAAUAUUUUUCAAUUUAUUGUCAAUGGUCACACACCCAAAAUCGUGAUGGUUAACACUGAUAAAAGUAGCUUCAACAAUGACGGGUACUUUUAUCUAGGUGGCCUACCUGGUGCAGUCAAAGAGCUCAGUAUGGGUAAAUAUAACACAGGAUUUAGAGGUUGUAUUGCUAAUGUGACGGUAACCGGUAAUAAAGGUUAUGUCAAUUUUGGUUCGACAAACAACACGAGAGGUCUGGGCAUUAAACCUUGUCUUUGACCCAGAGUACCUUUGAUGUAAUUUUUUUAAUGUCGAUAGGCCAUGCAGCACUUUGAUGUCAGUCAGUAUUCUCCGGUAUUGUCUUUUCGAAUAGUUCUUAUAGUGGUUGUAUUAUAUCACUGAUAAUUUAUGCUAAAAUUUCUUUUUUUAUUUUGUAGAGAAUUUCUUUUUUAUAAGGUUUUUGUUAAAUAGACGAAUUCGUAGUUUCCGCAGCCAUUAUGGUUUCUUUUGUUUAUGUUUUGUGUGGUUAAAUCACAAGCAAGUAGGACAUCAAUUUGACGUAAAACUCCAGAGUUUUUCAGCGUUUGACGUCUAAAUAGCUCCCAGGAGAGAUUUUUCCAGGUCAAAACAUUAGCAGUAAAUUCGCAUCCAAUGGAGUCUGUUCCGCUUGGCAAGAUAAAUCGAUAGUAGCUGCUGGAUUUCAGAAAUCUAUAUUGCAGUUUUUACUUGUUUUAUAUUUUUAACUUGUAUAAAAAGUGGAAUUUAUGUUUUACAGUUAACAAACUUUAUUAUUUGUAAACUUAACGAUAGUGAUUGUUUUCAAAACACUUUUAACCCGCG